ACCUAACUCAAACUCACACUUUCCCUCAACGACAACCAGCCGCACCCCUCUUGAAGUUCUCAGAUUCCAUCUCUUCCCAACUCCGUUUUCUCAUCAAUCGAAAAUUCUGGGUUUUGUCACGCAAAUUCUUAGUCUUGAUCUCGUUUUUAAAGUGGAAAUUUUGGACUCUGAAAAAUUCAGCUUCAGUGAUGGAUGUUGAUCACUAUAGUUUCUUGGGCUUGCCAUCAGGAGAGGAAGGGGCCAAACUGACUGAAAAAUAGAUCUCCAAAGCUUACAAGCAACAAGCUCUUGAACUCCAUCGAGACAAGCCCCCUGAUGAUCCGAAUGCUCAUGAGAAUUUUCAAAAGCUCUAGUCAUCAUAUGAGAUUUUGAAAGAUGAAAAGGCCCAGAAACUUUUUGAUGAUCUUCUCUGUGUAAAGCGUCAGCAGCAAUGGUUCAAGCAUGAGCAGCAACUCCACUAUGAACAACAAGAUGCUAAAUGCCGGAAAAUGAUGUCUGAUCUUGAAGAAAGAGAGCGUGCUGCUUUUGCUCCAGACCUUACCGCUAAGGCUCGCGAGGAAGAGGAAAGAAUAUCAAGGAAGUUGAAGAGAUAGCAAGAAUACGUGCAAUGCACAUGAACAGAGGGGCAAGUGCAGAUUCUGGUUUGAAGGACAAGGGAGGGACAAAGAAAAAUGUGGGAGGUGGUGUUGGGUUGGCAGAAAAAGAAAAGAUGUUGAAGGUUUCAUGGGAGAAGGUUGGAGAGGAUUAUACAGCAGAGAGAUUAAGGGAAAUACUUUCAAGAUUUGGGAAGAUUGAGGAUGUUGUCGUAAAGAACUCCAAGAAGAGGGGAUCUGCACUUGUUGUGAUGGGUUCUAAGGAGGCAGCUGUUGCUGCUGCAGGGAGUUUAAGUGGGAGCCUUUCAAAUCCACUGCUGGUCGUACCUCUUCAACCAACACUAGCAGCAGAGUUUUCGAGUGCUGAAAAAGCUGAGGAAGAUAAUUGUGUGAAUAAGUUGGUUGGGGCUGGUUAUCAGGCGUAUGAAGAUUCUGUUUUGAAGAAGCUCCAAAUGGUUGCAAAGAAACAGAAGUGAUAGCAAAAGCACUGCAGGGAAAGUAUUGCUUACUACCCCAUCUGGCUUUUGAUCUUCAUAUCUCUCAAUCAAAGGUAGUGAGACCCAAGAUGUGGGAAACCAAAAGGGGAGUGACGAGCUAGAUAGUUAGCCAUUUGUAUUUUGGAUUUUGAUUAUUGUGGAGUUAGACUAGGGAUGUCAACGGGGCCGCACGGGGCUAGAGAGUCCCUCCCCAUUCCUGUCCCCACGAAUGGUGGGGACGAAAAUUCUCGUGGGGAUUUUUUAUGAGAGGUAAACUCUAUCCCCCAUCCCUGUUCCUCGCAGGAAUUCUCAUUUCUCACCAAUUAAUAUUAAAUUAUAAAUUUUUAU
Molecule: messenger RNA, 1417 nt
Organism: Rubroshorea leprosula
Lineage: Eukaryota; Viridiplantae; Streptophyta; Magnoliopsida; Malvales; Dipterocarpaceae
Source: the annotation of a GenBank genome assembly